Aureobasidium subglaciale EXF-2481 is the source of this 2186-nucleotide messenger RNA. RefSeq lists its product as uncharacterized. Lineage: Eukaryota; Fungi; Ascomycota; Dothideomycetes; Dothideales; Saccotheciaceae. Gene Ontology annotation, molecular function: RNA polymerase II transcription regulatory region sequence-specific DNA binding; zinc ion binding; DNA-binding transcription factor activity, RNA polymerase II-specific. The record is from RefSeq and is a predicted model, not a curated record. Gene Ontology annotation, cellular component: nucleus. Gene Ontology annotation, biological process: regulation of DNA-templated transcription. The transcript is spliced from 2 exons. The coding region runs from base 448 to 2013 and encodes 521 amino acids.
CCAAGGCAGCAUUUCGGACAUGCAGCAAAUAUUGUGGUUACUCCAGACGGGAUGAAUCGGUGCAUGGUGGAGUGAUUACACGGGCUCAUCGGGCCGCGUUUGUCCUUGCAGAUCCCGAGAAUAGGGACUAGAAGAAGUUGAGCAUCUGCAUGCGUUUCAACUUUCCUCCUGAGAUGUUGAAGUGAGUCUCGGAAGAGAGGGCCCUGCUACAGGAUACAAUAUCAAGCACAUGUCGUUGGUCACUAUCAUAGGAACAAGAGUUGAUUGCUUCAAGGAUGCACCUCCGGUCGAGGGUGGGGUCUUGGCAGCGCGGGCCGCUGACCUACCGUCGCGACUCAUUGCGACCCGCCAGAACACGUCGGCCUACGCGUAUACCAAAGACGAGGAAGUGAAAGAGGUUAAAUCAGGCGUCGCAGCAAAGAUUUAUCCUGGGAUCAAUCACCGAACAUGACAGACACGGACACGAAACAAGGUCAAAAUGGCACCGCGACCGAGGCCAAAGCGAACAAGCAAGCACCGCAACAACAGCAAUCGCAAAAUACGCCCACCGCAGACACACCAAAGCUGGAGAGGACCAAGAGCUCUGCUACCGUAGACAGUACAUCGAGUCCUCCGCGGAAGAAGCGCAGAAAGGUCAACCACGCCUGUGUCUACUGCCGUCGAUCACACAUGACAUGCGACCUCGAACGACCAUGCGCCAGAUGCGUCAAACGCGACAUUGCACACCUCUGCCAUGACGAACCCCGAGAAGCCACAAAGCCCAAGAAGCCCGACACGGAUACCCCUCCCGCCGACACCAGCAUCAUCGAGGAUGAGCGAAGAAGCAGCGUGCGAACAGAAGCUCCCACAAUCGCGCCACCCAAACCAAUGUCACCGGCACAGAUGAAGCAACCGCAGCCACAAGCACAAACACAACGGCCAUUCUCCAUGAACGACUGGAACUUUGGCUCAACGUCGAAUCAGUUGCACGACAUGCGCAAUCUGCACCCAAACUACACCUUCAACACGUCAGAAGUCACGGACGAGUAUAACUUCCUCGGCGACUUCUUGAACAACUCGCUCCUCGAUGACACAGCAACCUACAAUCCCGAUGACUCCUCCACAAUCUUCAACGACCCUUUGCUAGCCACCGGCUCUCUCUCCACCUACGCGAACAACAUGAACCUCUUCAGCGGUAUCCAACAAGCUGCAAAUCCAUCCUCUACCACAGCAGCUCUGCCACCUUCGCAACAGCAACAGCAACAACAACAACAACAACAACUCAAUGCCGGCAACGAGAUCUCCCGUCCUUCCUCCGUUGUCCCAGGCGUAGACACCAAAGCCCGCGAUAAAUUCUACAUGACAGCCGCCGACCCAGCCGGAAACGACACACCAGAAGCCCGCAUGCUUAAACUCCUCCAAGCAAAAUACGACGCAGGAAUGUUACGUCCCUUCAAUUACGUACGUGGUUACUCGCGCCUAAACACCUACAUGGAAUCCCACAUGCGACCUGUGCUACGUCAAAAGAUUCUAAAGCAAUUGGAAAAGUUUCGACCAAAGUUUCGAGAGGCAAUGCAUAAUUUGACGGAUAUUCAAUUAAUCAGAGUGGAGAUGUGGUGGGAGAGCACGUUGAUGGAGUAUGAUCGUGUGUUUGCUAGUAUGGCCAUUCCAGCAUGCUGUUGGAGACGAACGGGGGAAAUCUUUCGAGGAAAUAAAGAAAUGGCUGAACUUAUCCAAGUGCCCAUGGAGGAAUUGAGAGAUGGCAAACUCGCACUCCACGAAAUCAUGGCCGAAGACAGUCUCGUCUCUUACUGGGAAAAAUUCGGCGCCAUCGCUUUUGAUCAAUCGCAAAAAGCAAUCCUGACAUCCUGUACCCUCAAGCACCCCACCGACGACGUUGCCACAAAAGACGCUUCCACAGCUGCAGAUAGUAAAGCAAGCAAGUCAGGAAACAAAGAAGUGGGAAAGGGUAAAGUAGGCUUGAGGAAAUGUUGUUUUUCCUUUACGAUAAGGAGGGAUAUACAUAAUAUGUGAGUACAGCCCCUGACGAGACAAGCAAGAGAUGAAAGGAAAAAAUGGGAAAGUGAGAAAGGAAAUAUGCUAAUGUUUGUGCGUGUGUGAAUAGUCCUUCUGUUAUUGUGGGGAACUUUUUGCCUAUACAGUGAUUUCUGGGCCUUUUCCUCUCUGUUCACCCAGAGAACUCGGAA